AUGGCCUCCAUCUCCACCAAACCAGUCGUCCACCUCCCCACGGCUCCUACAAUUUCCGACACAUUCGCCGCCUACUCAGAGGAUAUUAGCCGCGCAAUCAUGACAGCGACCUGCCCCAAGCCAGCCAAGCUGCAUCAUAACUUCAUCAACGAGCUCCCACCAGCUCCACCACCUUCUCCCGUCUCCUUUGCCAUCGACAGUAAUGGCAAGCCCAAUGGCAAGAAACACUCCAAAAUUCCUGGCAUGAGUUUGGAGUAA
This is a messenger RNA of Penicillium maclennaniae, 258 nucleotides long. RefSeq lists its product as uncharacterized. NCBI's taxonomy places the organism in Eukaryota, Fungi, Ascomycota, Eurotiomycetes, Eurotiales, Aspergillaceae. The transcript has a single exon. The record is from RefSeq and is a predicted model, not a curated record. Bases 1 to 258 code for a protein of 85 amino acids.